Molecule: messenger RNA, 3572 nt
Organism: Dufourea novaeangliae
Lineage: Eukaryota; Metazoa; Arthropoda; Insecta; Hymenoptera; Halictidae
Product: putative ferric-chelate reductase 1 homolog
Exons: 12
Coding region: 603-2474 (623 amino acids)
Molecular function (GO): oxidoreductase activity, acting on metal ions
Source: RefSeq, a predicted model, not a curated record
UCCGUGUAUCCACUACAGUCUCUCGUAAGGUGUGGUUCACGGCGUUCUGGUCAGAACUAUGCUCGUCCGGAAUCAACAAGUGCUACUCGAGACUACGCCGGGAAAACACUUGACCCAACUGAACUUACGUUGGUGAACACCUUUUCCUUCGUUGCGGCCGUGCGUGGCGAUAAACGGGGCUUUCGAAGGGGGCACGCAUAGGUGGCACGGACAGUCUGUGUCGACAGAUCGGCGUGAAUCGACGACGAUCAUCCGAAGGAUCGCGUGGCUCGAUUCGAUUCACCGGAGGACAAGCAUUCCGCGUCGGGACUCGACGUCCCGCGGUCGCGAGAAAGAGAGAGAAAGAGAGAGAUACACCAAGAGUCGAUUCCAGGUUUGUGAUUGUUCCGUGGUGAUCGAUGCAACGGUGAAGUCCGAGGAUCACGGUGAAUCGAGGAUGCGUCUGUGACGCGCUUCUUUGGGCCAUACAGGACCAACAGGGAUUCUAUGUGUACACCGGAGUUCCGCUACACGUGACUCUUCACGGCUUGCCGACCGCGCGUUUAUUGCGCUGCGAAUAGAAUUCUGACGGACACCGGUGAAAUCAACGGGAAUCGACGAACAUGACAAACCAAACGACGGGGAAGAUUCUAAUCAUCCUGAGCUUCCUCUCAGCGGCCAUAUUGGCUCUGCCCAAUGGAGCGCCGCAAAGUGCGUGCGAGGAUCUGAUGCCUCGACACCCCGGAAGCACGAACCAGGAAGCUCACCCUACUCCUUACCAAGUGUUGCCGGCUGCGGGACAAGGAAGGGUCCGCUUGAUUCUCGGAAGUCCUCAAGGUCUCGCCUACGAGGGUUUCAUGAUCCUCGCGCGUGACUCCGCGACCGGUGAACUCGUCGGAGAAUUCGCGAAUUUGCCUGAGUCAGCGCGGACCAUUGAGUGCACGGAAGGUGUAAAGAACGCGGUGACUCACACGAAUACCAGCAAGAAGCACAACCUCGAAUUCGAUUGGGAGGCACCUGCAGACUACGAGGGCACCAUUGUCUUCAAGUCCACCUUCGCCCAGGAUUACGGUACGUACUGGGUCGGCGUUGAAUCGCCACGAGUCAACGUUAACAAAAGAUCCAUCGACGUGUUGACCUCUUCCACGCCGAUCAGCACGCUCCGGACAACCACGCCGCCCUAUUACAACCCGACCGUCGAUUACGAGACGAAGGAGGUGGAGGACUCUAUGUACACCGGAUGCGGUGCCACGAAGAACUGCUUCGGCACUCCAGCAGGAUGCGUGGAGACCAAAAAUUGCAUGGCAAUAGUCACUGUGUUUGUUCGUGGCGAACGUUAUCUCUUCGAGAUGCAAGCACGUGACAGUAAAUAUGUCGCUGUUGGGCUAUCUGACGACAGCAAAAUGGGCGACGACAGCGUGGUUGAGUGUGCGAACGAAGGAGGAGAAAUUGCAUUACACAUGUCUUGGAACUCUGGAAAGCAUAAUAUGCGGCAACCCAUGCAGGAAGGGGCCGUACAAUUGGAGUCGAGUUCCAUCAAGGAUGACGUGAUCUCCUGUAAAUUUUGGCGAGAGAAAACCACGGUGGUCCAAGGCCGUGAAUACGACCUCGUCAACACACCGUACAACCUUCUUGUCGCCGCUGGCAAAAGUCUGAAAAGUAACGGGGUUGGUUUCCACGACACGGUAUACGACGCAAGUGGCGGCGCGAAAUUGUUGUCCGACGUGGGUGGUUACACAACGGCUAGCAAUGUACUGAUACGUGUGCACGGUGCCUUGAUGUUGGCCUCCUGGAUCGGCACAGCGUCGAUCGGUAUCCUCCUGGCCAGAUAUUACAGGCAAACGUGGGUCAACUCGCAGCUGUGUGGAAAGGACCAUUGGUUCGCCUGGCACAGGUUCUUCAUGAUAUUGACGUGGUCGAUGACGAUAGCAGCGUUCGUAAUAAUAUUCGUCGAGCUGGGUGAAUGGAGCUCGGAGAUCAUACACGCGUCUCUGGGAUUAGCAACGACGAUCUUAGCGUUCAUCCAGCCGUUUAUGGCGGCCAUGAGACCUCAUCCGGGAGCGCCUAGAAGACCUCUUUUCAAUUGGGCGCACUGGUUCGUUGGGAAUGCGGCGCAGAUUUGCGGCAUAAUCGCAAUUUUCUUCGCGGUCCGACUGAACAAGGCCAAACUCCCGGAAUGGGUCGACUGGAUUCUGGUCGCCUACGUGGUAUUCCAUAUUUUGACUCACCUCAUCCUCACGUUCGUCGGUUGCGCGUCUGACAGACAAGCCAGUCAGAGGGUGAACUCAUUCCCGAUGAAAGACAUGCAUUCUCGUGGCUCGAUGGUCCAUCCGGAUGCGAGACAGGACGCUCCCCACUCGGGGAUCAGAAAAUUCAUCUUUGCCGUAUACUUCGUCGUGAUCGUCCUGUUCGCGGCGGCGCUGAUCGUCAUCACCGUGCUGGCGCCCAUAGAAGAUUCGUGGGCCACCUUCACGAGCAACAUAAAGAAUUAUUAAACCGUUCACGAUAUUAAUCGUCUGAAUCGUAUCGUCUAAUCCGCCGACGACGAGGAGAGAUAUCGCUGUCAGACGCGACGCGGCGUCAGGAGCAUCCGGAGGCUCGACGCGAUAAGUUUCGUACUGCUUCGCGCAGUACUAUUCUCGAGUGACUGUCUAUACGUAAAUGAGCCUGGAAGCGACGUGAGCCGUCGUUUAUAGAACUCUAUCAGCGUGUGAUUCGUACGACAAUAUUGUUCGACUACACCGUGUGUUCGGUGAUAGCUGGAAAUUAACGGAAGUGAGAACCGCGACGAGUGGUAUUAUCGUGUGUAUAAGGUAGCAGCAGCGUACACAGAACGCAAAGUGUGACACGUACAACAUAAUUGUACGUUCUUUCGACAACGGUACCUUGAAUACGCGUCAUUGUGCAUUUCUUUCUCGCAGACUGACUUGAAAAUUUCUUAAACGAAUAGAUUACCGCACAGAUGUUCCCGUCCAGAAUAACAAUCACGACUUAAAUAGGAUAUAUAAAAACGUCUCAUAUAGGUAUAUAUUUUUUAAAGAAACACGGAAUUUACUUUACUUUGAUUAUAAUUGCAAGCCAAUUAGCGCAUUCUUCGUCCAGAAUCUCUUGAGGAGAUCUAUCGUGUAAGGUGCUUUUACAAAUAUUUAUGUUCAUUUCUCCAGUAGGAUAUAACGCAGAAUCUACAUUUAUGGUAACGUUUACAGUAUUAGAUUUUGUAACGUAUUUUUUUUUUUGAUUUUUACAAUUGCCUAGACUUAUUUUGUACUUCGAAUCGGCGUUGUUCCCGUGUGCACGAGCCAGAGUUCAGGCGAGUAUCACUGGAUCACGUUUAAUUAUCCGAUACAAUAGUGUUGUUCGUGUAUGUUAUUGAUAUUGUUAAUAAAUAUAUAUAUAUAUAUAUACAAUCGCCCGACGGCGCAGAGUGUAAUAUAAUUUUCAGUGACUUUUGUUGUCACUUUGUUCCCUCGUAGGGACCACAACCACGCGGUUUUAAUCUCUUUUAACGCGCAAUUUUUCCCGAGGACGCCUCAUCGUUAAGACAAUUUCAUUCCAUUGCACCCUCUUCGAGAUUUUCGUCACUUUGAGUUUUC